Messenger RNA from Sitodiplosis mosellana (orange wheat blossom midge), 1965 nucleotides. Its product is annotated as solute carrier family 25 member 35-like. The record is from RefSeq and is a predicted model, not a curated record. Lineage: Eukaryota; Metazoa; Arthropoda; Insecta; Diptera; Cecidomyiidae. The transcript is spliced from 6 exons. Bases 861 to 1793 code for a protein of 310 amino acids.
AAAAAGCAAAAGUCCAACCAAAAUUCAGUGGAUAGUAAGAAGAGGAAGCCCAACGAAGGUUCUAGAACAAACGAGUUCUAAAAUGCAAAGUCCCGCUCCGAGAUUUCAACAUAAGUCGAAAAUAAUCGAUUUCAUCACAGCUAAUGAGUCAAAAUGAGUCAUAAUUACUAAGCUAUGCUGGCAUUAGGACAGGAUGAGAUCAUGGAAAAUUCGUUGAAUUCAAAACGCAAAAGAUGGCAUCAUUAAAACGACUCAUUGACAAUUGUCGUUCACUGUCGCCGAUUUUUGUUUUGUUUUCUGCUUCGCUCAACAGUUUACGAGCGGCAAUGUUUAUAAACAAUUGACUCAGAUAGUGUUUGUGAGUGAAUUGUUUUUUUGUUUGGGCUUCAUAUAGGCAAGCUCGGUAUAAGAAAUCGGUGAUUGUUUAUUCUGCAUUGUUUUCUGUCAAGCAGACGCUAUAUUUUCGUUGACACAAAUAAAAAUCGAACCAUUUUUUCAUUGCAUUUCAUUCUUUCCCGUCUCAUUUCAAAUCCAACGCUGAAUUCCGGUAAACAUCGCCCCGUGCAUACGUUGUUUAUUAACAUGUCAUUGUGUGGCCGUCAGCAGAAUCAAGUGCAAUAUGUCAACACACAGCAACGUAUUCAAUGCGUUGAAUAGUAUUUAGUGAAUACUAUACACAUGUACACUGUCACGUGCUACGCGACGUACACCGUUAAAAACUAUGCUUUAAACGUCACAAUAAUCACUCGUUGUGUUUAUGAUUAUGAACCGAAUAGAGAGCAAGAGCAACGAAUCAAAUAUAUUACACAUAUUACCUAAUUCAGUGGAUGGUGUUGUGACCGAAAAACAGCUUGGCCGAAAUGUCGCUGCAAGACGUCCGUUAUUCGAAUUAUUUUGUGGCUGGUGUGGCUGCGAUGGGAUCCACGAUUUUUACAAAUCCACUGGAAGUGAUAAAAACACGUCUACAACUUCAAGGUGAACUCAAGAAGCUCGAUCCAAAUGCUCGGAUUUAUCGUGGUGUACUGCAUGGAUUGUACCAGAUUGGUCGAUAUGAUGGCAUCAAAGCAUUACAGAAAGGCCUGAUUCCAGCGUUCGGAUUUCAAUUUUGCCUCAAUUCGAUACGUUUAGGCAUUUUCGACACGGUCACAACGUUUGGUUGGACAAAGGAUAAAAAUGGUCAUAUGUCAUUUUGGCGCGGCUAUUUCUGGGGCGGCCUUUCCGGAUCGAUAGGUUCAUGUUGGGGUUCACCGUUUUUCUUGGUAAAAACCCACAUGCAAUCAUAUGCGGAUGUGAAGGUGGCCGUUGGCUUCCAACGCAAUCAUGAGGGAAUGAUGGCUGCAUUCAAGAAAAUCUACAAAAUUCGUGGCAUUCGUGGCUUAUAUCGUGGCGUCAUUGGUAAUAUUCCCCGAGCAGCUCUGGGUAGUGGUGCCCAACUGGCUACAUUCGAACCGUUGAAAGAUUAUAUGGCACGAAAUGAUUUAAGUUUCUCCAAUAAAACGUUCAAUUCAUUCGUGUGUUCAACGAUUGCCGGGUCGACAAUGGCCGUUGCCAUCACGCCACCAGACACAAUUCUAACGAGACUCUAUAAUCAACCGCUGGACGAGGCUGGCAAAGGGAAAUACUACAGCGGUGUUUACGAUUGCUUCGUGAAAAUUGUCAAAACGGAAGGCUUCUCUGGAUUGUACAAAGGAUUUUGGCCAUCAUAUAUGCGGAUCGCACCACAUUCCACACUAGUAUUGCUCUUUUACGAUGAAGCCAAAGCGAUGCGAGACAAUUACUUCCCACUGGAAUAGCAAAAACAAUUUUUUUCCUACUAAAUUGUAAAUAGGUGAUUGAGUACAAAUAUCAAACAACUCUUUUUGGGUUGGACACCCAAAGAAGACACUCAACGAAGAAAAAAACAAAAUGUAAAUAAUAAAAUUCAAAUGUAAAAAAAUAAAAAUUGAAAUAAAAACCGAAAUCGAA